Cataglyphis hispanica is the source of this 6932-nucleotide messenger RNA. RefSeq lists its product as uncharacterized. The transcript has 4 exons. Gene Ontology annotation, biological process: regulation of transcription by RNA polymerase II. The coding region runs from base 2127 to 4766 and encodes 879 amino acids. The record is from RefSeq and is a predicted model, not a curated record. NCBI's taxonomy places the organism in Eukaryota, Metazoa, Arthropoda, Insecta, Hymenoptera, Formicidae. Gene Ontology annotation, molecular function: RNA polymerase II cis-regulatory region sequence-specific DNA binding; DNA-binding transcription factor activity; protein binding.
UGGUCUCUGCUCACCUGAGCGUUUCAGGUGGCAGUCGCCCUGCUGAAUCGUUCAGCGACGGGUUCACCUCGUCUAAGCGCCGCGAGCACGAUUCGCCAGAGAAGGAUUCGCACGAGAUUCACGAAGCACCGGAAGACUUGAGAGAGAACGCGCGAGAUUUAUAUGUCGAGCGAAUCCACGAAUAUACUCGCGAUGGGACCCGAGAAUCACAGAUUUUAUCAUUGACGAUCUCCCGGAUUCUCUUCCAAAUCGAUGAAACAAUCAUCGCGAUAUAUCUGUCUCUAUAAAUCUCGAGGAUAAAACGCAGAUCUCGCCUAAGAUUUUAAGAAAGAGGGAUACAUAAUUGUCAAUAAAUUUAUUUCAAUAAAAUAAAACUCAAUUAAUGAGAUUAUUGUGUUUAUUGGAUUGAUUUAACCACAAGAAUUAAUUAUUAAAUCAAACUAAUUUAAUCAAAAAAACAUUUCUGUUGUGAAACGAUUGUCCAAUUUGAUGCGACAUCAAUUUUUGCUGAUUGAAAAACAAAAGGAUUUUCGGUGCAAUGAUUGGUCUAAUAAUUGUUCAUUUUAAUUAAUCAACAAGAAAAAACUUUGCUCCUUGUUAUUCUUUCUGAUUCAGAAAUCAUCUCUACGAUCGCUCAAUCGAGACUUUUGUGAUUCGCAAAAUACUUAAUAUAAACAUGUAUGUAAACAUGUAACAACAUAAUAAAGUAAACCAAACGAUAUCUUUCAUCAUAAUCGAUAAAAAUUGCUCACCAAUAAAUAAAAUCGACUGGGAGUUUGAAGAAUUUCCGCAUCUUGAAGAAAGUGAAUGUCCUCGGUGGUCUCGAGUUUCCUACGAUGAUCGAAGAGCUCUCCUCCAUGGGAAGAAGUUGAUCAUCGUUUAAUCGGAUCAAGAUAGAAUGGCGAAUCGAUCGAUAGAUAAAUGUUUCAUUCAAGUAACAUAUAAAUUUGUCCGAUGGCAAUCUGAACGGAAUUAUUAUCAUUUAAUAGACGAAUUGUGAAAGGUGCUUAAUUGCGGAAUCAAAAACUUAAGAGGAAGCUUAUUAUAGAAGAAUCAACAAAGAAUAUACGCGAUAAAGACACGGACGUGUUAAUUAAGACGUGUUAUUAACUAAUUGUGCUUGUGAAAUGCGUACGCGACAUAAUUUAUAAUAGAGACACAACAGUGUAUAUAUAAUUUAUUUAAAGAGUAAUUUAAUUAUUCAACUUGAUUAAACUAUUUCGAAAAAAUUGAGAGUAUCAAGUUCUAAAAAUUCUUCAUAUUUAUCGUAAUAUAAUUCCAUAGAAUUUGAUAUGCAAAAGAGGAUUAAAGGAUAGUGUUAAAUUUACGAAAAAUAUUCUACGAAUUUCUACGAGUUCGGUUCCCGAUCAUUCGAUCUCGACGGCUAGAUAAGGAGCGCGUGAUAAGUCAAAGAGAUUAAUUAAUGUAUACAAGAUUGAACGGAAUGAUUUAUGGUUCACUAAUCCGAUCGGGCCAACCUGCGAACUAAUUUUAACGGUGAGAGAAUGCGAAGUAAACUGAGAGCGGUCGAAAAUAAAUACGGUCGAUCAUAAAUCUAGCGGCGACCAUGUGACAGCGAAUGCCAACACCGUUAUCGCUGACAAAUGCCAAUGAUCACAUGGCCAUAAUUCAGCGCCACACGACAGAGUCAACAAGUGUCAUCCAUCUGUAAAUGCGAUCGAUCGAUCGCGCGUACUUCUUAAGGUGAAUUCGCUCGCGAGGAAGAACUUAUCAAACGAACGAGAUCUUCUUUCGCAAAAAUAUUCAAUAUUAUUAUAAUUAAAGUUAAAUACUACACCGCAAUAAAGAUUUUGCGGCAAAAAAUGGCGUUAUGGACGUUAUAAACGAUAAUUAUAUUUGGUUGGAAAAAAGAUAAAAGCCGGUUUUCGCUCGAAUUUAUAUACGCGAGUGAAACAUAUUUUUAAGAGCAUCGCGAGUUUCUCCGAAAGAUGGAUUUACGUAAAAGCUGAUAGCGUGUAGAAUGAACAAGGACAAUUCGUUUGAAAAGAUUGCAAAGAUAUUGUUUCCAAAUGCCGCAAAAUUACAUGCAAGUGAACUUUGAUUAAAGACUUUCAUCGAGAAAUGCGUAUUUUCCCGAGCGAUCAUUGAUCACACACGGAUAGAGCAUGAUGGGAGAGGUGAUCCGUGUUUCUGGGAGGGCACCGGAUGUUGGUGACAUCCUGAAAGAGGCUAUGCUGUCGCAGAGAUUCGCCGACGUGGCCCUGUGUUGUCCAGGAGGCCAGAGAUUCCUCGCGCAUCGUCUGGUGCUAUCAGCAGCGAGUCCUUAUCUCCAGGAGGUAUUGUUGGCUCAUAGCAAGGCCACCGUUCAUUGUGAGCCGAUUACGGUGAUCCUGGCUGAAAUGGAAGCGCCGGAACUCGCGGCUCUUCUCGGCUUCGUGUACACCGGAAGUGCGACGGUUCCGCGAGUGCGACUGGACGCGUUUCUACGUGCUGCCGAGACCCUACGAAUUCGAUUGCCACCGGUGCCAGUGACGACGACUUGCGCCGAGCGAGUACAAGCGAACUGUAAACUGGAGGAUGUGAAGGACAUCAAAGUUAAUCCCAAGUACCUGCGAUGCAAUCAGUACCCUUGGUACAGAUCGGGGAGACUGUCCUAUGAAGAUCCGCUCGACAGAAAAGAGUCCAGGAUAUUCCCAACGGAGGACAACAGAACUGUCUUCAGGGAUGUCGGGACGCUUCGUGAAAUCAACAAUCCUGGUCCCAGCUCUUUUGAUCCAAGUCCGAACGGAUGGCCAAUUGAUGGUUUCGCAUACCAGGACAGCGCUGCUGAUGCUUCCGCAGAGAAAGAUCACAGCUCAGUGAUAAUCGCCGAUAAAAAUCGCAUGAUAGCUCCUAAUAGCGAAUCGUCCUUCGAUGUUUAUCAGCGAGACGCUUGUCUUCCUGAUAGAUCAUUCGCCGAAGGAUACGGUAAUUUGGAUCCUUCGGAGAGAAUCAGAAUAUCGGGGUACGAGAGAUCGCAGAUGAAUCGUUCCACGGAGAAGCCGAUGGCGAACGAGGACGUUCACGCGGCAGGAUCGGGAGGCGAUUCUUACGGAAGGACACGCGACGAAUGUCCCUGGGGGCACCAGGGCACAAUGCCGUCCUUGCAUUGUCGGACAAGGACGUUCGAGAGGACGACCGAUUACGGUUCGCAGACGGCGGCGGGCGAGGAUCUCAGCUGCGGCGAAAGUUGUUGUAGGUGGAGGACCGUCCGCAGACACGUGGCCAAUCGCGUCACCGCGUCGCCGUGGCGCCAGAUUAUCAGGCCUCAUCAUUCACCGAGAACCCCGCGGUCCGUCGUACCCCAACGUCACGUCGAUGACGAAAUUCAGAAGAAGCCUCUAACUCCAGAACCAAUUCGAUCUACGGUAAUAUCGAUGAGCCCGAAGGUCCAUUCCCCAAUUAGGAAUACGCAGAGAAAUGAUGGAUUCUACGCUGUCGAAGUUCCUACUAAUUGCGAGAUGAGCUUAAAUGAUACGAGAUCGCGCGAGGUAAUCGGUGGUCCAGAGACCACAAACAUGCAGGAGAUCUAUCGAUCUCCACCAGCUUCAUUCGUACCUUGCAAUCAAAUCGCGUCGCCUGCGAGCACGUUGAGAAGUGACGAACCACCCUUUCAAAACGUCAGCACCACACCUAGUGUAGCGCGAUUGUUACCCGCCAUUAAUGAAAGCGUUAUCACGAAUUCCGGCGGACACACGACGUCGAUUCCGGUUGCGCAGACGCCGCAGAAACACGAACUGUCACUUCCGAUCAGCAGACUUUGCGACACGGUCGAGUCUGACGAAAAGAUGGAAUCUUCGAGGGUGGAGAUGGCGAACACGGAGAAGAAUGAGGAGGAGAGCAUCGCGAGGAUUCUUGUUAAUAGUGAUAAUAACAAUAACAACGAGACGAUCAUCAGCACGAUCGGCGUGGCUCAACGCGAACGAACGGUCGACGAUCACAGAUGCGAUCAGUGCGGAAAGACCUUCGUCACGAGAGCCUCGCUCAAGGUGCACAGCCGAACACACUCCGGCGAGAAGCCGUUUCGCUGCGCCGAUUGCGGCAAGCAGUUCUCGCAGCUGCGCAACUACAAGUAUCACCGCAGCGUGCACGAGGGCACGCGGGAGUUUGCCGCGACUUGUCCGGAAUGCGGCAAGUACUUCAACGAUCGCGGUUACCUGAGCUCGCACAUGAAGAUCCAUCGGAAUCGCAAGGAAUACGGAUGCGCGGAAUGUGGGAAGAGCUUCAACCAGCGCGUGGCCUACAACAUGCACGUGCGCAUACACACGGGUGUAAAACCGCAUCAGUGCGAGCAAUGCGGCAAGGCGUUUUCGCGGAAGAUGCUGCUCAAGCAACAUCUCAGGACCCAUUCCGGCGAGCGGCCGUACCAGUGCCAGGUCUGCCACAAAGCGUUCGCCGAUCGCUCCAACAUGACCCUCCACACCAGGCUACACUCCGGCCUGAAGCCCUACCAGUGCAACCUGUGCUCCAAGGCCUUUACCAAGAAGCACCACCUCAAGACUCACCUUAACUAUCAUACUGGUACUAAGCCGUACUCCUGCUCCAACUGCGGCGGCAGGUUCUCGCAGAGUAGCAACAUGAGGACUCACUUCAAGAAGUGUAUCGUUAACAACGCCGUCGGAUUAAUCAAGUCCGGCGACGAGACUAGAGUCGAUCGCGUCGAUCGCGUCGAUGCCGAAGGCAACGUAGCGCCGCAAAUGGCCUUGACGCCGCCUAACUCCGAUCAGGAGUCCAGCAUCCUGACGCCGAUACAGGGCAACACGUAGCGGUGCUCUUUGAUGCGAGGAAAAAGAUAGAUACCUGUAUUUCGAAAGUGGAUAAGAUUGACGAAGAAUGAAGUGAAAAUGCUGUUGCAACCGCAUCAUUAUGAGUAUAUGUUCGAGGGAAGAUGGUGCGCUUGGAAAACGUGUUUCUCAAUAGUAAUUUAAUUGGAAAUAGACUGCGAGCUUUCACACUUUACAUUUGCGAGAGGUUAGUACACGUUCGUAAACAUUUUCUAGGAUAUAUCGAGUUGUUGUCGAUUAUAGGACGUCUAGAGAUGGCUACGCAAUUAGAAAAAGAAAUUGCAUUAAUUAAUUUUAAAAAAGUACGCAGUUGUGCGUAGUUUUGCGCACUUUUUUUCAAUCUGAUAUUUAGUUAAUUGAAGUAAUUGAAGAAUCGAUAUAGUAUAACAAUCAUUGCACUGUGCCUUAUUUAGUUCCUGUAUUUAUAAUUAAUCUCAAUGUACAUAUACAAAACUCUAUGCUAACGUAAUACAAUAAUUAACAAUUUGGAAUAAAAUUUGAUAUUCGAGAGAUUCGUGUUAAAUUGGGCGUCCAAAUUAAUAUUUUCAUGAAAGGCUUCUCGAUUUGUUUUUUAUUGUAUAAAUUGUUGAUUCUUGAUCCCGAAAAUUUAUUUGCACACAUCUAUGACUUGUAUGUUCGUUUUUUUUUAAGUAGAUAUUUAUAAAAUUUCUAAUCAGUAAAGUGUAAAAUUAUAAAUUGUAAAAUUUCCAGCUUCUUGAUAUUUAUAGAUUUAUUGAUUUAAAUUCUUAUAGAUUUCCGUUAAAUCUAUAAAUAAUUUAUAGAAAGUACUUUACUUCGUUAAUAUUUAAAAUUUAAAAUUAAAUGAUAUUUAAUUAUUUAUUAAAAGACUUAAGAGAUGACAAUAGAAGUAGAAAUCAAAGAAAAACGACACCAAUCUCAAUCACUCAUUAUUAACGUAUCGAUUAGCGCAGCAAAUAUUGUAAAUAUUUUAACUUCAAAAUUUGAAAAUCGAAAUCUCUACCUUCAUAGCAUUCGUUCAAUUAUUAUAUAGCAAACUUGCUCUUAUAUCGGGAAUGAUUUCAAGGAAUCGAGAAAUAGAUCGCUUCCUUAUCGUUUGCAUCGAGCAAUUAAUAGCCCGUUCGCCGAAACUGCAAUAUGUGAUUGCAACAUGGGAAAUCCAAUUGUCGAUUGCAACACAAAUGGCAACUGCAAAUGCAAUCGGAAAGUAUACCGCUUAUAAGAGAAGUAUCUUUUCGUAUUUGAAAGUAGCCGCCAGAAAAGGUGAUUCGAAGAACAAAACAACAGAACUUCCAUAUCAGCGUAAAUAGUACACAACUUUUUUUCUAAGGAAGUGUUCUUAUAGCAACACUUCACAGAUCUUUAUGGCCGAUAUUCAUAAUUCUUAUAUUUAAAAUCAUUUCAAAUAUGGCCUUAAGAUGCUAUGCGAAUUUCGUUGAUUGAAUGGAACCUUAAAACAACUUAAGACAUUUAAAACGAUUUUAAAUAUAAGAGCAGACUGUGAAUACCGGUCUUAAAGAUCUAUUGUCAGAGCAACUUUGUUAACGACUUAAGUGUGAAAAUUUUAGGACAUAAAAAUUAUCGUGGAAUUUUUUUUGCAUCGCGCGAGUAAUCUGACGCUCGAAUUCAAUCAUAGAAAUUCUUAUCUAAAGAUCGAUUGAGAUAUAUAAAUUAAUAUCAAUAAAAAAUGGAGGGACUUAAAGAAUCUCUGAAUGAUAAGAAAAAGGCAUGUAGAAGAAAUAAUGAUAGAUUAAAAAAAUCGAAUUUAGAUACAUAAAUAAAUAAAUUUUCUAAUCGCUCUGCGAUAAAAUAUAAAAAUUGUGUAUAUCAAGUAUAUAAUUUUUUUUUCAAAUACAUUCUGAAAUUAAGUCGAUUAUACACAUGUUAUUAAAAAAAUUUAUAAAAUAAAAUGGAAUAAAAUUUAUAUCCUUAAUUAAGGGUAUGUGAUAAAUUCGGAAAAGUGUCUAAAACACAACACGCAUGCGCGAUAUCAUAUAUAUUAUUUGGUACAGUAAUAUAGUUUAUUAAUAAACUCAUUGCAUGUUAAUAGAAAAAUAUUUUUAAUACAUGUAUAUUCUGUUUAUAAAGCAAAGUGUAAUAAGUUAACGAAUAAUAAAAUACAAAUAAGCAUUUAUAUUGUACAGUUAUAUUCAAUUGUGGACAGAUUAA